AUGUUCGAUACGGAUAAAUUUAUAAUUUGCAUUCAAGAAAAGCCGGCCCUUUGGGAUAAAAGUGCAAAAGAAUAUAGUGAUAAGAAUGCAAGAGAAAAAGCGUGGAUAGAAGUUGGCGAAAAUUUUUAUCAAGAGUGGGCGGAAUUGGAUGUUAAUGAGCGGGAAGAAAAAGUAGAAAAACGUAGGACAUCAGGCAAUAUCGAAACCACGGAUAGCAGCGAAACCCAAGGACCAUCAGGAAAUACUGUUGAUGAGGAAGAGGACCAUCAGGUGCAACCACCGUCAACCAGUUCUGGUAGCGGAUUGCAAACACCAUCACGAUCUGCAUCUCGUCAGCGACAAAAUGAGCGAUUUACACCGUUUCAAAGUGCUCUAUUACAAAAAUUAGACUUGACAAAUACCGACCAAGGCGAUGAAGAUCCAGAUAAAAUAUAUAUUCUGUCACUUUUAUCUGAUUAUAAAAAAUUAAAUGACGAUGAAAAAAUGGAUUUUAAAUUUCUGACGCUGGACUUCUUUAGAAAUGCACAACGCAGGCGAAGCUCGCACUAUUCUGGAUUUAACACAUCCAUGCAAAAUGUUCCACCAUCAACUCAAUCAUCGAUGUAUGUUUUUUCGCAACCGGGAUCCAGAUCGACUGAUUUUUCUUAUCAAUUGCCGCCGUCAUCAUAUCCCAUUCAAGGGUCAUAUCCAACGCCAUCGCCAAAUUCUAUGCAACCACCAUCACCCAUGCAUCAAUCGUCACCAUCGCCGUCAUUUGGUCAAAUGCAAAGACCUCCACCAAUACCAACACCAUCGCCAACUUCCAUGCAGCCACCGUCGCCCAUGCAUCAAUCGUCGCCAUCACCGUCACUUCUCCCAAUGCAAAGUCCACAUCCAAUACCAUCGCCAUCGCCGACUUCAAUGCAACCACCAUCGCCCAUGCAUCGAUCGUCGCCAUCACCGUCACUUCUUCCACUGCAACGUCCAAACCCAAUGACAACACCAUCACCAACUUCAGUGCAGUCACAGCCAGCAAGAGAAACAACACAACAUUCUUUUCAUGAAGAAUCUUCAGAAUCCUCGACUUCCAUGGACUUUUAUUACCAUCAUUAA
Anastrepha ludens (Mexican fruit fly) is the source of this 1092-nucleotide messenger RNA. Its product is annotated as WW domain-binding protein 11-like. The transcript has 2 exons. The coding region runs from base 1 to 1092 and encodes 363 amino acids. NCBI's taxonomy places the organism in Eukaryota, Metazoa, Arthropoda, Insecta, Diptera, Tephritidae. The record is from RefSeq and is a predicted model, not a curated record.